Solanum lycopersicum (tomato) is the source of this 2788-nucleotide messenger RNA. RefSeq names its product phosphatidylinositol 4-kinase gamma 7-like. NCBI's taxonomy places the organism in Eukaryota, Viridiplantae, Streptophyta, Magnoliopsida, Solanales, Solanaceae. The record is from RefSeq and is a predicted model, not a curated record.
GUAAGACAGAGAAAUAUAGAUAGACAGAGAGAGAGAAAAUAGCCGGAGAAAGAGAAGAGGGGUUUUGUGAUUGCCGGAAUCAGACCGUCUACAUCGCUGAACUGAAGUAUUCAAUCGGCGGUGAAGAGAAAGACGGUGUAUUCGUGCCGGAAAAAAAAGUGAGAUAUAGAGGCACGAUCUCUCUCAGAUCUGGUCAUCUGAUUAUUGUUCAGUGCUAUUAUCCGCAUCAGCAGAUGGCUCUUUCGAUGUAACAUUUGGGAUCUUCAUCAUUCGCUGUUCAAAACAACUUGACGUGCGAGUGAUAGUGUUCUUGUAUUCUUGUGUCCAGUGGUGAUAUCUUUGGGGGUUGGUUUUUGAUUCCUCUUUUCCUGAUUGAUGAUUGUUUCUGGAUUGAUUCUUUUGGUGGUUUGUGCACAAUCGGCUUCUGAGUUGAGCGUGUCGGGAAGCUCUCUCCUGCCACCAUCUCUUUUUGUGAUUGAGACUUAGGACGGUGUUCCUUGUAUGUCUCCUAACUUGGACAGUCCUGUUCAAACUCAGAUGGCUGUAGCAGUAUUUAAGAGUCCGCUUGGUGGAGAGUACCAUGGAAGCAGUAGGAUGGAAGGGAAAUCUACUGGGAGGAGACGGGUUUUUGUGCAAACUGACACUGGUUGUGUGCUGGGGAUGGAGUUGGACCGUAGUGACAAUGCUCAUACUGUGAAGAGGAGGUUGCAGAUCGCUCUCAAUGUUCCAACUGAGGAGAGUUCUUUAACAUUUGGAGAUGUGGUGUUGAAGAAUGACCUUAGUGCCAUUCGGAAUGAUUCCCCUCUACUGCUGACGAGGAAUUUUAUGCAUAGAAGUUCAUCGACUCCAUGUCUUUCACCUACUGGGAGGGAUGUCCAACAGAGAGAUCAGAGUGGCCCUAUAGAAAUACUGGGGAACUCUAGUCACUUUGCCAAGACAAAACAACUAGUCAAGGAGAUUGUGAAGGCUGUCAAGAUUGGAGUUGAUCCACUUCCAGUCCAUAGUGGACUUGGAGGCGCAUACUAUUUUAGAAACAGCAGAGGUGAGAGUGUUGCUAUUGUCAAGCCAACAGAUGAAGAGCCGUUUGCACCAAAUAAUCCUAAAGGUUUUGUUGGCAAAGCUCUUGGACAGCCAGGCUUAAAGCGUUCAGUUAGGGUCGGAGAAACAGGGUUUCGGGAGGUUGCUGCAUAUCUUCUCGAUUAUGAUCAUUUUGCCAAUGUGCCAGCCACUGCAUUGGUAAAAAUCACUCAUUCUAUUUUUAAUAUCAAUGACGGUGUUAAUGGAGAUAAGCCUUUUAGCAAGAAGAAACUCGUCAGCAAGAUCGCAUCUUUGCAGCAAUUCAUCCCUCAUGAUUUUGAUGCCAGUGACCAUGGAACAUCAAGCUUCCCUGUUGCUGCUGUGCACCGUAUUGGGAUAUUAGACAUCAGGAUAUUUAACACAGACAGGCAUGCAGGAAAUCUUUUAGUUAGGAAGCUUGAUGGUGUUGGGAUGUUUGGUCAAGUAGAGUUAAUUCCCAUCGACCAUGGCCUCUGUCUACCAGAAACGUUGGAAGACCCGUAUUUUGAGUGGAUUCAUUGGCCUCAGGCAUCCAUUCCAUUUUCAGAUGAUGAACUCAAGUACAUAGAGAAACUUGAUCCUGUUCGUGACUCUGAUAUGCUGAAAAGUGAGCUCCCUAUGAUUCGCGAAGCCUGCCUUCGCGUCUUGGUCCUGUCCACCAUUUUCCUCAAGGAAGCUGCUGCUUAUGGACUUUGCCUUGCAGAGAUUGGUGAGAUGAUGAGCAGGGAAUUUCGUCGUGGGGAAGAAGAACCGAGCGAGCUUGAAGUAGUUUGUUUGGAGGCCAGACGGUUGAUUGCUGAGAGAGAGAUUUUGUCUCCAAAGGCUGAAGUUGAUGAGGAGGAGUUCCAAUUUGACAUAGAUUAUGAGGAAGCAGGAUACGGUUCUAGUCCAAAAAUGGCCUCUGAGGACUUCGUGAGCAGGAACCCGUUUCAGUUUCCAUUUGGAGGAGGAAAUGGCCGCACUCAACUCUUUAAGCUAGAUGAAAGCAUCGAGGAAGAAGAAAGUGAAGAGGAGGAGGAUACAAGCGUCAACUGUGUUCCAGCCCCCGCAAAGAAUGUGGAGGAGUUAAAACUAUCAAUGUCCCUCAAGAAUAUUAGUUUAGGUGACAAGAACCAGAAGCAUCCUUAUUUUUCUGGAACCAAACCAGAAAAUGCCCAUCUCGCCAACUCUUCAUCUGGCCACAGGAGUGCGAAUGAGCAGCUCCCUGUGAGUUCCAGCUUUGUGAAGCUAGCAGAUAUGGGUGAAGAGGAAUGGCGUCUGUUUCUAGAGAAGUUCCAGGAGCUACUGUACCCAGCUUUUGCCAAGCGCAAGUCAGUCGCCCUUGGUCAGAGGCAGAUACAAAGGCUUGGUACUUCUUGCCAGUUUUGAGAUAUCACAGGGUGUGGGUACUACUACCACGACAUGUCACUACUAGUAUGAGUUAAUGCCUAAAUAACUCCGCGCAGUCUGGUGGUGGAAGUGAAGGAUAUCUAGCUUAGGUUUGGUUAAGUGGUUAUGUGCUCCCUUAAAGAAGAAGUUAUAGGGCGGCAGUAGCUAUAAUAGGAGAUGCUGUAAAUAUUUUUGAGGCACCUGAGUGGAAGUGCCGAGUAGAACUGGUGUCUUUUUUUUUUCUUUCUUUUUUCUGUUUGAUGUCUUCAUUUUUUUCCUUUUCAGUUUGUCACGACGACUUGUUAGAUAAAUAAUUUGUAGAAUGGAAUCCUAAAAAAAUAAAAGAAAAAAAAGUUUGUGUAAA